Messenger RNA from Sciurus carolinensis (gray squirrel), 3578 nucleotides. RefSeq names its product poly(A) binding protein cytoplasmic 5 (gene Pabpc5). Bases 316 to 1476 code for a protein of 386 amino acids. The transcript has 2 exons. Gene Ontology annotation, molecular function: RNA binding. Lineage: Eukaryota; Metazoa; Chordata; Mammalia; Rodentia; Sciuridae. Gene Ontology annotation, cellular component: ribonucleoprotein complex. The record is from RefSeq and is a predicted model, not a curated record.
CCCAGUCCAUCGGUCCCCUCUGGGCCCGCCCGCCGCGCAUCUGCCCUUCUCUGCUGACUCCGCCCUGCAUCUGUCCGGACCCGCCUCGCGUCUGAGCUGACCCUCUCUACGCCUCUGCGAGUCAGUCCCUCCGGACCUGCCACGAGCGUCAGGCUUCUGAAAUCACCGCGCCUCACUCGCCUCAGCCUCAACAGUGAUUGAGUCUGCUUUUAGCUUGCCUUCGCCUGCCUUGGCUUUUUCUGUUCGUGAACAGCUGUUUGGCCCAUAGAUUAGAGAAAGCAGCCUUUUUUUCUUUCCCAAGAGAGCCUCCUCUCUAUGCUUAGAGAGAUGGGGAGCGGGGAGCCUAAUCCUGCUGGCAAGAAAAAGAAGUACCUCAAAGCUGCCCUGUACGUGGGUGAUUUGGACCCUGAUGUCACUGAGGACAUGCUCUAUAAGAAGUUCAGGCCUGCUGGCCCUCUGCGUUUCACCCGAAUCUGCCGUGACCCAGUGACCCGCAGCCCCCUGGGAUAUGGCUAUGUUAACUUCCGCUUUCCUGCUGAUGCUGAGUGGGCCCUGAACACCAUGAAUUUUGAUUUGAUUAAUGGCAAACCAUUCCGCCUCAUGUGGUCACAGCCAGAUGACCGCUUAAGAAAGUCUGGUGUUGGAAACAUAUUCAUCAAAAACCUGGAUAAAUCAAUUGACAAUAGGGCCCUGUUCUAUUUGUUUUCUGCUUUUGGGAACAUUCUCUCCUGCAAAGUGGUAUGUGAUGACAAUGGCUCUAAGGGUUAUGCCUAUGUGCAUUUUGACAGCCUGGCCGCUGCCAAUAGGGCCAUCUGGCACAUGAAUGGAGUUCGACUGAACAACCGCCAGGUAUAUGUUGGUAGAUUCAAAUUCCCGGAAGAGCGUGCAGCUGAAGUCAGAACCAGGGAUAGAGCAACAUUCACCAAUGUUUUUGUUAAAAACUUUGGAGAUGACAUGGAUGACGAAAAACUGAAAGAACUUUUCAGUGAAUAUGGGCCAACUGAGAGUGUUAAGGUAAUAAGAGAUGCCAGUGGGAAAUCUAAAGGCUUUGGGUUUGUAAGGUAUGAGACACAUGAGGCUGCCCAAAAGGCUGUACUAGACCUGCAUGGAAAGUCAAUUGAUGGGAAAGUCCUGUAUGUAGGGCGAGCACAGAAGAAAAUUGAACGACUAGCUGAGUUAAGGCGGAGAUUUGAACGGCUGAGAUUAAAAGAAAAGAGUCGACCUCCAGGAGUGCCUAUCUAUAUUAAAAACCUGGAUGAGACCAUCGAUGAUGAAAAACUGAAGGAGGAAUUUUCUUCAUUUGGAUCAAUUAGCAGAGCCAAAGUGAUGAUGGAAGUAGGGCAAGGCAAAGGGUUUGGUGUCGUCUGCUUUUCUUCUUUUGAAGAGGCUACCAAAGCAGUGGAUGAGAUGAAUGGUCGAGUAGUGGGCUCCAAGCCCCUGCAUGUCACCCUGGGCCAGGCCAGGCGCAGGUGGUGAGAAUCAGAAUUUCAAUUUGUUUCAGCCUUAGCUGGUGCCUAGUUUGGGCUCCUUUGUGAUAAGGGGUUAUUUUAUGCCAAUUCACAGGUUUUUUUUUUUUUUUUUGAAGUGAAUACUUUCUUUUGAAAACAAAGUAAAACUAGAAAGCCUUGUUCAUUUUAGUGAACAUAAUUUCUAAUUGUAAAAUUGUCAUUUUAUACAAUUUUUGAUAUAAUAUCCUUGGUAAUGUGUAGAGUAAAAUUUAUUCCACAUUUUUUCUGAACAGCCAAGGUGAGGCAAUUGAUUGAGUAUAUUUCCCUCUUUAAUUCAGUAAUACUACAUUUAAUUUCUUCCAUGAAAAUGUUCUCAGCAUUGUCCUUACUUUUGAACCCAUUGCAGUGAAAACUUCUAACUUGCUGGUUUGAGAAACCAGCAGAGCAGGGGAAAAUGUAUAUGAUUCAAUAAACAUCUACGUGUAAUUCCACUAAAACAUUAUUUAAAAUGAAUAUUCUUUUAGAAAGAUGUGAGAGGGUUUUUUUCUUCCCUUAUUUAUUUGUAUUUUUUCUUUUGAAAAUAUAUUGUGAAUAUACUGCAGAAUUGGUAGUGGCUUUGAGUAGUGUUGGGAGUUCUGUAUUAACUUCAUGCCCAGUUUUCACAAUCAGUACCUUUGGAAACUAACACUUUAUGCAGUAGCUAUUGAAAUUAUGGUUUGCAUCUUAAAAACCUUUUAAGAAAGAGUCGAUAUUCCAGGACACUCUAAGGACCACUCUUAUCUUUCUAAGUUCCUUAGUACAUACAUAGGUAAUAUUAAAUUAACAAAAUGAAUAACUGCACUAACUUGCCUUUAUCCAUAGAUAAUUUAAUAUUUUACUUUCAUCUUUCAUCAAGUGUCAAUGUGAAUGUUAAAUAAUCUAUAGAAUUAUGUUGAAAACUACCUUAAAGAUCAUAUAUUAAAAUUAUUAUUAUUUCUUGUAAAUUCUUGUAAAUGUAUCCAUGUGAUAACAUUCACAGAACUUUCAAAGUUAGGGAACAGGUUGUGUCUUGGUUAAGUCAUAUGUCUCCAUCCAUCAUGAGAACUAGUAACUUGAUACAGUUCUGUUUAUGUCUGUGGCUACUUGGAAAUUCAGAAAAAAGUAAUGUUCUGUUUCAUACUGCUCUUACAUUAUGUGUCAUACAACUUCUAGAUUACAAAUUCUCUACAUUUCACUUACAGUUCCCUGUUCUUAUUGUCUACCUUCCAUCCAUAUUCCAUUUAUUUUUAUCAUUUUUUAUUGCCUUUCUUAUGCAUACCAGUUCAAAUCCAUUUGAGAAUUAGAGAAAUACCGAAUUUACGUAAAAUUUGAAUAAUUGCUUUUAAAUAACGAUUCACUUCUACCACAGAUUCAACUACAAGAAAAUGCUUUGUCUGUAUUGUCAGUUGGUUUUAUUACAUUAUACAUAAAUCUUUAUUUCCGUACAUGCUACAACAUAAAUAUAUAAUUUUAUUAACCCUUGUUAGCCCUUUGACCAUAAAAUAAUGAGAAUAAACUUUUCUACCUGUUUACCUACAAAUUUAAUGUAAUGCAUGACCAGGUAAUUUCAAAAUAAAAAUCACUGUUUUUUAUUAUAAACAUAAUAUGUGAUUAUUAUAAAAAUACACAGAGCAAAAGAAGGAAGUAAAAUAAUAACAAUUCAGAGAUAAUACUUUUAGUAUGUGCAUAUCCAUCAUACCUUUCCCCCCAUAUAUGGCCAUGUGUUUUUACAUAAAACACUGUACUACUUGUAUUGUUUUUAAUUCUAAACUGAAUCAUCUUCAUAUUUUCAUGGCAAUAAAGAUCAAUUUAUAUUAUUAUUUUAGUGCUUGCAUAAUAUUCCAUUGUGUGAAUAUACAUAACAUAUCUAAAAGGUUGUUGUUGAAAAAGGUUUAUAUGUUUUCAAUAUUUUUUUACAUUUAUAAACAAUACCAUGAUGAACAUCCCUUUUUAAAAAAACAUUGUGAAUUAUUUGAGUUUGAGAAAAAAUUCUCCAUGAUGUAAAAGCUUAAAUCUGCUAGCAAAUUAAAAUACACAUCUUAUUUAUCUAACAAAAUUUUGGAAAAACUUCAGUAUAUAUUCUGCAUUUAAAUUGAUAAGUGGAAAUCUAUA